AUGGACGUCGUCGCUGCGGUGUCCGGGUACAUCUCAAAGAUGGUUACCGCGGGUGAUCCAUCGGCGGGUGGCUCCUCCACAGCCAAAAUGAAGAUACUACUCCUUGACAGUGAGACAGUACCAAUCGUCUCGACUGCGAUUACUCAAUCCGCCCUGCUGAACCAUGAAGUAUACCUGAUCGAUCGACUGGACAACAAUGCCCGAGAGAGAAUGAGACAUCUACGGUGUCUUUGCUUCGUCCGACCCUCUGCAACGUCCAUUCAGCUCCUAAUAGAUGAACUGCGCGAACCUAAGUACGGCGAAUACUAUAUCUACCUAAGCAACAUCAUCCGUAAAUCUUCCCUCGAGCGUCUGGCAGAAGCGGAUGUCCACGAAGUGGUGCGGGUCGUCCAGGAACAUUUCGCGGACUUUCUCGUGAUCAACCCGGACCUUUGCUCCUUAAAUCUAGGUUAUCCGAACCAGCGGCUCUGGGCCAACUCGCCAGAUGUAUGGAAUGCGGAUGCGCUACAAAGAAGCACGGAGGGUGUGAUUGCAACGCUGCUUUCUCUAAAAAAGAACCCGCUCAUUCGUUACGAGAAAAAUAGUUUAUUGGCGAAAAAGUUAGCUACAGAGGUUCGCUAUCAAAUUACACAGGAGGAGCAACUCUUCAACUUCCGCAAGACCGAUACCCCUCCGAUUCUACUUAUCCUUGAUCGCCGCGAUGAUCCUAUAACCCCCCUUCUUACACAAUGGACAUAUCAAGCGAUGGUGCAUGAGUUAAUAGGCAUCCAAAAUGGGCGGGUCGACCUUCGAGACGUGCCAGAAAUCCGGCCCGAGUUACGGGAAAUUGUUCUUUCGCAGGACCAAGACCCUUUCUUUAAGAAAAAUAUGUUUCAGAACUUUGGAGAUCUUGGGCAAAAUAUCAAAGAAUACGUGGAGCAGUAUCAGGUGAAGACUAAGAACACUAUGAACAUCGAGUCUAUUGCCGAUAUGAAGCGUUUCGUUGAAGACUAUCCCGAAUUCCGAAAACUUUCAGGCAAUGUGAGCAAACACGUCACACUGGUCGGGGAACUCAGUCGGCGAGUGGGUGAGGAAAACCUUCUCGAUGUGAGUGAGUUGGAACAAAGUCUGGCUUGCAAUGACAACCACAAUAGCGACCUAAAGACUCUGCAAAGGAUCAUUCAAUUACCUACAGUGCCCCCUGAGAAUAAAUUGCGACUAGUGGCUUUAUAUGCUAUCAGAUAUGAGAAACAACCGUCCAAUGCCCUUCCGGUCCUUCUUGAUCUUCUUGUGACGGCCGGGGGUGUUCCUUCUCACCGAGUCAACAUUAUACCAAAAUUACUGGCCUACCACCACUCUCUCCAAGCUCCGCCAAUUGCCGGCGGAUUCUCUGACCUCUUUGAGUCCACAUCGUUGUUUUCUGGUGCUCGCGACAGAUUCAAAGGCUUAAAAGGCGUCGAGAAUGUCUAUACCCAGCAUUCGCCGCGCUUGGAAGCGACCCUCCAAAAUCUGAUCAAAGGCAAACUCAAAGAGCUUCAAUACCCCUUCCUCGAAGGUGGCGGUCAUGUUCGGGACAAGCCACAGGAUAUUAUCAUUUUCAUGGUUGGCGGAACAACAUACGAGGAGGCAAAGAUGAUAACUCAGGUCAACGCCAGCUCACCUGGUAUACGGGUAGUUUUAGCCAGCACGUCUGUCCACAACAGUAAGAGUUUCCUUGAAGAGGUCGAUGAUGCUGUGAGCGGAUGGCCUGAGAGUGAACCCUCCACCGCCGCUGGACGGCUUCGGAGGAAUAUUGGGCGAUAG
Molecule: messenger RNA, 1782 nt
Organism: Aspergillus nidulans FGSC A4
Lineage: Eukaryota; Fungi; Ascomycota; Eurotiomycetes; Eurotiales; Aspergillaceae
Product: protein vps45
Exons: 3
Coding region: 1-1782 (593 amino acids)
Biological process (GO): protein targeting to vacuole; Golgi to vacuole transport; Golgi vesicle fusion to target membrane
Cellular component (GO): endomembrane system; SNARE complex; endosome
Molecular function (GO): SNARE binding
Source: RefSeq, a predicted model, not a curated record